AUGCCUUGGACGAUCUGGCCCGCUCUGGUCGUGCUGUGGGGUGUCUGUUGGAUGUUCUAUGAAGAGCCUAAUAGGAACUCGGGAGACCAAGACGACAUUCCAACGACUAGCGAUACGACUGGCCUGUUCGAGGGCAUUGAUUCCAUCGAUCCAUUUCGAGGUGAUUGUCCCUCUUUCUUUUUAUCUACUAAGGCGUUAAAUACUCUUCCAGUCUUCGACUCCAAUAUUAGUGACAUUAGCUGGGACAUGUCUAUGUGGAGUGAGCCUCAAUUCAACCCACAAAAUCUCGAGCAGCAAUUACAAAUACAUGUACCUGAACCCGUUGCCAAUUGUGGUAUGAUGACAACCCUAGACUCUAUACCGACUUCAUCAGCGGUGGACUCUAUUGACACUAUCAACUCACUAGUCACCAACCAUGAAAAAUCUAGUGAGAUCGUUAUCACUCCUAGAUUCUCUUCGUGUCAAGCCACCAGCACAAUUCAGGAAAGUACGGAAAAUGAACGACUAGAAACAGUUGAGUCUGGAUAUCAUACACCACUCAGCACAUUUUUAGUCCACAAACUGGCUCAAGAUGAACAGACUAUUUCUUCUCAAAACUCCAAACACGGCCAAAGUGAGAAACAUUUCUGCACCUAUUCAGACUGCAACCGUUCCCAACCAGGUGCAGGCUUCUACCGUAAAGAUCACUUGGAUCAGCAUCUUCGUGGACUGCACAAGCAGAAAUUAGUACCCAGAAUACGUGUAAAGUCGGCGGCUGCAUCGAGCACUUGCAAACUCACCACCACAAGUGAAACCACAGGAGCUAUUGUACAAUCUGGGAAGCGCAAGCGCGAAAGCGAAGGGGAACUCAGCUGCCACGGCGGAGAUGGGCUCUUCGAGGAGCUCACAAAAGAGCGGAGAUUGCGGCUACUAGCGGAGCAAGAAAAUCAGCGGUUGCAUCAGAAAGUGGAGAAUUAUGAAGGGCGUAUGCAAAAAUAUGAGGAAAGAUUGGACAGGAUGAUGGCUCUUAUUGAAGAGCACAAAGGGGCGAAAGAGAGAUGA
This is a messenger RNA of Endocarpon pusillum Z07020, 1041 nucleotides long. RefSeq lists its product as uncharacterized. Lineage: Eukaryota; Fungi; Ascomycota; Eurotiomycetes; Verrucariales; Verrucariaceae. The record is from RefSeq and is a predicted model, not a curated record. The transcript has a single exon. The coding region runs from base 1 to 1041 and encodes 346 amino acids.